AUGACUCUGAAAAUAGGCCCAUCAAACAGUGAAGGAGCUAGCAAAGUCAGCCUCUUGAAGAAAGUACCAGCACUAAAGGACGGAGACUUCACCCUAGCAGAAUGCACUGCCAUUCUGCUGUAUCUGAGUCGAAAGUACAAAACUCCCGACCACUGGUACCCAGCAGACAUACAAAAACGGGCCCAGGUAGAUGAAUACCUCUCAUGGCAUCAUGCUAACAUCCGGGCUAAUGCUCCUAAGACCAUGUGGAUCAAGGUGCUGAUUCCCCUCUUCACAGGGCAGCCGCUGCCCUCUGAGAAGCUCCAGGAGGUUAUGGAGGGGCUGUCCACUUCCCUGAAGCAAUUUGAGGAGAGGUUUCUGCAGGACAAGGCUUUUAUCAUCGGGAGCGAGAUCUCUCUGGCAGACCUUGUGGCCAUUGUGGAGCUGAUGCAACCUGUUGGAGUUGGUUGUGACAUCUUUGAAGACAGACCUAGGCUGAUGGAGUGGCGCAGGCGGGUGGAGGAUGCUGUGGGGAAGGAGCUUUUCUUCCAAGCCCAUGAGAUGAUCCUCAAUAUCAAAGAACUGACCAACAUUCAAAUUGAUCCACAGCUGAAAGAGCAUCUGGCACCUAUGUUGAUGAAGAUGUUGAAAUGAAUUAACCUAUCUUACAUUUUUCCUGCCCUUUUUUUUUAAUUUCUUCUCUGACCUCCAGUUCUACAUGUAACUGGAAAGAGCACUGUAAUUCUAACACAGAAAUUGCAAAAUUGCAGGGUGUUUCCCCCCCGCCAGGCCUUUCCUGUAUCUUUGGGGGUGGUAGCUGGGGAAGGUUUAAGACCUGAAACAUU
Molecule: messenger RNA, 824 nt
Organism: Haliaeetus leucocephalus (bald eagle)
Lineage: Eukaryota; Metazoa; Chordata; Aves; Accipitriformes; Accipitridae
Product: glutathione S-transferase theta-1
Exons: 5
Coding region: 1-633 (210 amino acids)
Biological process (GO): glutathione metabolic process
Cellular component (GO): cytoplasm
Molecular function (GO): glutathione transferase activity
Source: RefSeq, a predicted model, not a curated record